Ylistrum balloti is the source of this 501-nucleotide messenger RNA. RefSeq lists its product as uncharacterized. NCBI's taxonomy places the organism in Eukaryota, Metazoa, Mollusca, Bivalvia, Pectinida, Pectinidae. The transcript has 4 exons. The record is from RefSeq and is a predicted model, not a curated record. The coding region runs from base 1 to 501 and encodes 166 amino acids.
AUGAAGGCUCUGCUUGUCCUAUUCUUUCUUUGUGUUAUUGGGACUAACUGUGGAUCACUGUAUAAUGAUAUCCUAUUGAAGCUGGGGAGGAAAGAAGCCGUGCUUGAUAGCGAGCUCGAUGCCUUAGCUCAUGCCAACCCUGACGACCUUCCUGACGCAGUGAGGAAACUAGUCCGUUCUCUACCUCAAGGGCAACAUCUGUGUUGUCGCAAUAAGCCUGUGAUCAUCGAAACCAAGUCGAGGAAGGUCCAGCGAGUGCGUGCUGUGUUAGAUACAGUAGCUACGUCCCAUAAAUGCGGGUUUCUCAACACUGGGCAUUGUUCUUCUACAGACGAAGUUUACAGACAAGAGACAUUCUACGUGACUGAAUACUACACACAUGUGAGAAACGGGGACUGUCCUGAUCGUCACAUUGUCUGCUGCAAUAUGUACAUCAUGGUGUCUGAAUCUUGUGUUCAUCUGGAUGACCUUCAUGAACUUACCACUCAACUUGUUGGUUAA